AUGCUCCAGAAGGUUCUACUACGACCCAUGACCAGCGUUCCAUGCGUCGUCCUCCACUAUCGCAGUGAAGGGUUCAUAUCAAGCAAACAGCACCAGGCCACGGGUAACGUUGAGCCCGACCCAAGCCUUACGCAAAAGAACCCUCCCUCGAGUGCUUGUACAGCACACGAUUCCACCAUUUCGUACCGAUUCCCAUCGUCGUCUGGGAGUCCGUCCCCUCCCCCCAUCGUACCAUCGUCGCCCGAUCUGGCGCAUCAAAACCAACCCGGGUCCUCCAACCCCUACCUCGCCCUCCCACCGCCUGAAGACGAGAUCCCCGACCUCGACGAACUGCCCUCCGAACAACCACCCUCGCCUCCACCUCACACGCCUGCCCCUACCAUGUCAGGGCAUCACCGCAUCACCCUCGCCGCCAAUCCCCCCUACUUCGAUGGCGACAAGUCCAAAUACCUGGGCUUUGUGGACGCGUGCACCACUUACAUCGGUGCCUAUCGAUCGGAGUUCUCACAAGAUGAGACCAAAAUCCUCUUUGUCCUCUCCUACCUCCGUAACAAGAACGGCACGAGCUGCGCGGCCUCGAGAUGGGCGAUGAACUGGAAGCAGCACAACUUCGAUGGCUUCCAGGGACUGAAGCCAGGAGUCACAUCAAAGAACUUCCUGGAGGAGCUUCAGAGGGCGUUCGGGGACUCCAAUGCGGAACAAGUCGCCACUGCUCGGCUUAUGGCCCUGCGUCAAAACAAACGGUCCUUUGCGGACUACAUCUCCGACUUUGAGAUGUUGGCCGCGGAGGCAUGCUACAAUGUGGUUGACACCACCGACGACAAAGGCGAAUACAAGAAGGGGGACCAGGAUAAUAUCCUCAUCGAGUUCCUGGAGCGCGGACUCAGCAGCGAGAUCGCCAGCCGUCUCUACAACACCGGUGUCCCUCUGCCCAAGGCCUAUGGAGCGUUCAAAGCCUGGUGCAUCAACAUCAAAGCCAAUGCUCUGCGUGACCAGCUGCGCAAAGCGUCGUAUGGGCACCCCACACAACGACCACCUCCCCAGUUCCGUCCCCAAACGGCACCAGUGGCGCCCACACCCGCUCCGGCCCGACCCGCUGCCAACGAACCAGUUCCGAUGGAAAUCGAUCGUACCCACGCCCGCGGCCGCAAUAUCAUCUGCUACAACUGUCAGCAGCCCGGGCACAUUGCGCGGAACUGCCCGGAGCCCAAGAAGAAGCGCACGUUCUUCAAUCGGGCCACAAUGCUGGAAGAAAUCGAGAACGGGGACAAGGACAACGAGUUCCUGAAGGAGAUUGCUGAGAAGCUGCGCGAGAAGGGUUUUUGA
Molecule: messenger RNA, 1326 nt
Organism: Mycena citricolor
Lineage: Eukaryota; Fungi; Basidiomycota; Agaricomycetes; Agaricales; Mycenaceae
Source: the annotation of a GenBank genome assembly